AUGCUGGUGCUCAAGAUGGUGAAACCAUGGAAACCUUAUGGCCAGAUGCUAUUGGAACUGGAAGAAGUUACUCAAAUGCCUGACACCCUUAUUGGGAAAUGGAAAAGGGCUAUCAUAGAGUCCAGGCAGCAAAUGAGGCCUUCGAAAGGUUUCAACAAAGGAGCUACAGAAGCUGAAAGGAAGGACUGGCAGAAAGAGGCUGAAGAAGCUCAUAGACAGAGGGAAUUAAAUGAGAGCUCUGAAAGCAUGGAUAUCUUUAAUGCUGAGGAAGCACUUCUUCCAACUCUGAAGGAGACUGCUCACCACAUGAUUCUAGCUGAAGGGAAGGCCUCAGCAAGGGGUGAUGUUCAAGCUGUUUCCUCCCCUGAUGCCUCAUGGCUUUCAGAAGGAAUACUCAUUGAACAUAGAAGACUAGAAGUGGCUCAUUGUGCUAGGAAACUUGGUCCUAAUCCUUCUGACAAGGCAAAGCUUAAUCUCGCUCAGAAAAGACAAAGACUUCAAUCAGAUCUUAAAGACUUCAAUCUCAAAGGCUUUUCUCAUUACAACCUGGAAGGGUAUCAGAUUCUUGAAAGCCUACCAGGGGUGUCAAGUCUUGGAGAAGCUUGGGAUGAUGAUGAGGAAGAAAUAGCACAGGAUGAGCUUUUAGGACAACAGGAAAUCCCCAACCACAGCAACCUCACAACAAUCUCAGAAGAGCCAUGGAAUCCAGAGAAACAGCCUGCUGCUAUGCCCUCUACCUUAGGACUAAGAAAUGAACAUGGUUCUUGGAUCUGGAGUUUUUCUGGUGGGAUAGAGGAAAGAGCUAGUUUUGUUCAAUCAAAUGGGAAGAGGAGCUCUUUAUAUGCUUAUGGUCAGGCAGCUACUUGGGAGAAGCUUGCCGAGAAUGCACAUAGAGACUUUGUUCAGAAAUGCCCUCAUUAUCAGCUUUAG
This is a messenger RNA of Epithele typhae, 930 nucleotides long. RefSeq lists its product as uncharacterized. The transcript is spliced from 8 exons. The coding region runs from base 1 to 930 and encodes 309 amino acids. Lineage: Eukaryota; Fungi; Basidiomycota; Agaricomycetes; Polyporales; Epitheliaceae. The record is from RefSeq and is a predicted model, not a curated record.